AUGCCGCCAAAAAAAGGACGUAAGAAAGGCAGGCCGGUGGAUGAGAAGGAAAAGAAAACACCGGUAGAAAUGGCCCAAGAAACCGCAAUGUGCGGUGUGAUCGUUCCCGGGCCUAAAUAUAAACUCAAAACGCUCGUCGGCUACAAGGGACAUUGCAUUUCGAAGUUCCGAAAUCCAGCCUACACGUUGGGCGAAUAUAUGAUGCAAAGAUAUGAGACAAUCAGCCCAGGACCCAAAUAUAAGUUCAAAGAACGCAGACGCCCAGGGUAUACCUUCGGAAUGGCUGCUGUACGAGACGAUACCACUAUUGGACCCGGCCCGAAAUACAAAUUUCCCCGUGACCGUGGUAUUGCCUUCUUGAUGAAAUGGAGGACCAAGCAGAGGAAAGUUAGCGAGACACCAGGACCUUAUACAGUCAAGCACACCAUCGACUCACCCGCCUAUACCAUGGGAUUGUUCACUCCAGCAUGGAAAUACAAAGCUGGCGCGGGUCCGUAUACGCCGGAUAAUAUCAACGUGACAAAACCGAAGGCUCCGAUACCCAGCAUAGCACUCCGAUAUGAGUAUCCACCCCUUCCCCGAAGUCCAGGCCCGAUAUACAACUUCAAGCUGCCGAGGCUGACUCCUGCUUUCUCAUUUGGAACGAAGCACAGCCCAUGUGCGCCGCCUUAUAUAACCGAGUGCGAUGAUCGGUGCUAAAACCGGGUGGAGAAACAGGAUAUU
Dinoponera quadriceps is the source of this 723-nucleotide messenger RNA. RefSeq names its product outer dense fiber protein 3-like. The transcript is spliced from 4 exons. Bases 1 to 699 code for a protein of 232 amino acids. The record is from RefSeq and is a predicted model, not a curated record. NCBI's taxonomy places the organism in Eukaryota, Metazoa, Arthropoda, Insecta, Hymenoptera, Formicidae.